AUGGCCUUCUAUCUGCUCGCCGUGCUUGCCCUUAGCACCUUCAUUGGUCAGGCUUCUGCCAAAAAGGAUGAGUUCCCGCUGGUGUGGAUCUGCCUCGGCAUCACCGUUGUCGGUAUCAUCAUCGCCCUGUACGUCGCGUACCGCCGCCCCGAUGAGCUGCACCUGCCUGGCAUGACGGCAAUGACGGUAAAGGAGCAGGAAUCCAUUCCUGGAAACGUCGAACCCCAACAGAGAGAAAAUGAGGGGGUUUAAAAUCGAUACCCCUCCCCUGUAUGUCAGUUUCAUGACCGUUUAGAGCUGUUGGUUAUUUUUUUUAAAUAUAUUCAAACGUAUAUAUAUAUAUAUAUAUUCAUAGUAUUUAUAUUUAUGCAUUUGAAGCAAAAAAGACGGUUUGCAAUAAUUUGGCAUUUAGUUCUGAAAUAAUUGAUUACUAAUUUGUGAUUUGUCUGUUCUGGUAUAAUCAUUUGUACUAAUUUUUAAAGUUUUUAACUAACUUCUUACUAAACCAUAUUGGUAAUUACUCAUUUUUUCUGUUUUACGGUAUGAAGAAGGGAAAAAAUAGCAAUUUUUGUAAAUCAUGAAAUCAAGUGCAUUACUUAGUCAAAUUAAGACAUAGGUGUUGAAUGCAUGCUAGUUGGAGGAUAUAUAAUUUCUAAGGUAGUUAGAAUUUUACUUGAAAUAUGUAUUUUAAAAUACUCUAAUGGCUAAUUCUUUAAAAUUUCAUGUACUUCACGAA
Phytomonas sp. EM1 is the source of this 736-nucleotide messenger RNA. Lineage: Eukaryota; Euglenozoa; Kinetoplastea; Trypanosomatida; Trypanosomatidae. The record is from the annotation of a GenBank genome assembly.